AGAGCAUGUCUUCUUCAUAGGAGUUUCCUCUCUCUCUCUCUCUCUCUACCUCUUUAACAUAGAAAUAAAAAUUAUAUUAGCAAUUGAAGAUGAUGUUAUCAGCAGCUACACUGCCCACCGUGAAUUGGGUUCCUGCAUUUUUUUCUCAGAAACACUUUUCACCUAAAAUUGUCUCCUUUGCAAAGCAGCAGCAGUCUCUUUCUCGACCGUUCAAUGUCUCAGCACUUAAACCCAGAAGAAAUUUUGACGUCUUUGCUUCCUCAGCUGUAAGUUUUGCCGGAGAAACAUCAACUCAAAAUUCUGUUUCCUCAGCUCCUCUUCAGAAAGAGAAGCUUGGAGUGGUAGUUAAGCCGCUGGAGAAACCUAGGCUAGUGUUGAAGUUUAUUUGGAUGGAGAAGAACAUUGGAAUUGCACUGGACCAAGUAAUUCCUGGUCAUGGUACGAUUCCGUUGAGCCCCUAUUAUUUUUGGCCUAGAAAAGAUGCUUGGGAGGAGCUUAAAAUCAUGCUGGAGAGCAAACCUUGGAUAUCACAGAAGCAGAUAAUUAUUCUUCUUAAUCAGGCUACCGAUAUCAUCAAUUUGUGGCAACAGAGUGGUGGUGAUUUAGCCUAAGCCUUCAUAGAACAAGAUCUACGUAUUGUGCUGCCACUGUAUGUCAUCAUUUUGUUUGCUAACAUGCUUAUUAUGUGGCACAUGUUGUUGUAACUUGUUUCACUCAAAAGGUCAGUCAAACUUAUUCAAUUUGCUUGCUUUAAUUUUCC
Nicotiana tabacum (common tobacco) is the source of this 760-nucleotide messenger RNA. RefSeq names its product small ribosomal subunit protein cS23-like. Gene Ontology annotation, molecular function: structural constituent of ribosome. Lineage: Eukaryota; Viridiplantae; Streptophyta; Magnoliopsida; Solanales; Solanaceae. Gene Ontology annotation, biological process: translation. The record is from RefSeq and is a predicted model, not a curated record. Gene Ontology annotation, cellular component: ribosome.